UGCAAGCUUGAACCGAAGAGUGCAUUUAGAAAUUUCACGACAAUCCAUGUUUACGAAUCGAAACGUCGAUAAAUAAAGACUUUUAUCAAGACAUAGAAAGUGUAAAGUGAUAUCCACUAGGAAGAGUGACAAAAAUAAUGUGUCCCGCACAUGUUUGUUUACGCGUGUCACGAUGAGGCGUCCAAAAUAGAUUCUUUUCUUAGGCAUCUGAUUUGACCCCGUUGAAGUUUAUAUCGGCCGAUACAGAAACGUCGCAACGUAAAGGAGAAGAUAGGUAAUGAGUGAAGUGAGGAAGGAAGAAAAGAAUGUCCUUACCCUAAAAAUCCCUACAAUAAAAGCAGAAUCCGAGACACAAACCAGUGGUCAAUUAGUUUCAAAAUCUCCUGAUAAAAAAGAACCCGACGAAAUGGACACUGAACAGAAACAGCAAAUGUCAAUCAGAAAACGUAGAAACUUAUCAAAAAAUAGAACUCAAGCGGCAAGACAAAGAGAGAAGACUCCAGAACCUGGCAGAACGCUUGUACCACAUGAAGACACAACUACAUCCGAUGAUGAAGAUUUUAAACCACAGCGAAAUUCAAGAGAAAUUGAAGCGGAUAAAACGUAUGAAGAAAUGCGGCGCAUGGUUCAAGAAAAAUGUAAUGUUAAAGAUCCUGUUUACGAUUUGAACACAGAAGAAGUUUUAGAAGCUAGGGCUAUGGCUGCUAAUGAAAGGAGACGAAGAAGUGUUUCACCGUUCGCAAUUCCCGAUAAAGAAGAACUUGUGCUAUUACAAAGAAAAGGAAGUUUUAUUGAUCCAACAAAUAAACUGUUAAGUACGAAUUACACUUUAAAUCUCAAAGAUGAAGAACCUACUCGACGUAAUUCUCUUACUAUCGAGUCACCUAAAGAAAGACGAAAUUCUUUGUCACCUCCUUUAUCAAGCAGCGGAUUACCAAAAGAAAGUGAAUUUAAUUUCCCAAUGCCAACUACUCCUAAAAAGUUAGAAGAAAUGGUAUACCCAGAUGAAAAAAAGUCAGAUGACUCAGAGAAAAAAUCUAAAACUCCAGUGAAAAAUGAACAAGUCUUCAGUUUCGACGAGAAAGAUAUUAAACAAAAUAAUAAAGUUACAACACCAAAAACACCAGAAACACCAGCUCCGGCUCCUGGUGAACUUGUAACAAAGGUUAUAGCUAUUGAAAGAACCCCAAGCAAGAAAUUAAUUCCGGAAAAGAAGCCAGUAGUUGAAGUGCGGGAGCGUAUUGUUAGAACUCCUAGCAGAAAGAUGUCAACAGAUAUAAAGCCGGUUAUUAAUAAACAACAACCACAAAAGCAAACUAGAGAAGAACAACAAAGUAAAGUGCCUCCCGUGAAACCAGCGAGAAGUAAAUCAGCAACUAGAUUUGGGAGUAAAACUAGUGAGAGUGAGAUGAGUGAGGAUCAGGCAAUUCUUCAGAAUACGAAUGUCGCUGGAACGAGGCGCAAAGCAGUACCUACUCCAAGAAGAUUUGUCAGAAGUAGAUCUCCAAGAGCAAAUAGGUCUCAAUCCGUUAAUCGAGCAGAUUUAGUUCAAGUCAUAGAUAAAACAGGUACAGGUAUGAGUCAAACAAGCCGAGAAAUAAUCGAAUUGAUGCAAAAAGCUCGAGCGCGAAGUCUUUCAAUACCAAAAGAUGAUCCUCGGCUUCCAUCAGAGUACAAAAAUUAUAAUAAAAAUUUACAAACACCAACUAAAACCCCAUCAACGCCGAGGCAUGCUCGAGGUAUUUCAUGCCCUAAAACUAUUCAAAUUAUAAGCGAUAAAGAAAUUUUAUCAGGAUUAAAUGUCAGUCAAAAACAAGCAACAAAACCUCAAAAACCUGCAAGAAGAAGGAGAAGUUCUGGAUAUAUAGAUGCAAGUCAAUCUGAAUAUACAUCAAGUUGUUAUUCAACAUCACCAAGUGAAAAUGAAUUCGAUUUUGAUUUAUCAGAAAGAACGGCUGAAUUGACUCGGAAGUUAAAUAUUUUAAGCCAAGAAGCAGAUCAGCGAGAAACUCUUAGUAAUAUACUUCUUUCAAAAGAUAGUUAUGACACUGUACUAAAAGAUGAUCAGAUUGAACCAAAGUCUAGUCUUAGAAAGCGAUCUAUUGUAGAUAAUAAAAACGGGGUAAUGAAAGAAAGCAAAGACAUGGAAAAAGGAGAUCUUAAAAAAAUUAAAUCAAAAUCAGUUGAUAAAAAUAAACCCAUUAAAAGUAGAUGGAAAUUAAUAUCGAAUUGGCAGGAAUUCAGACAAGAAUACGAGCAAGAUUACAUUAAAAUAAAGUUACAAUGUAACAGAUGUAUAUGUGAUUUACUGUUGUUAAUAAUAAUGUGUGGUUUAGGGGGCAUGAUGUUCAAGUCUUUGGAAGGAUCAUUUGAAAACGCUUAUAAGUGUGGAACUAGGGGUGUGAAAAGAGAUUUCAUUGAGAGUUUGUGGAGGGGCAGCCACUAUAUGAAGGAAGAGGAUUGGAAAUCAAUGGCUAGGAAAAAGUUGUAUGAAUUUGAGGAGCAGCUGCAUACUGCACACGAGGCGGGAGUGACGUCAUAUAGCGGACAGAGAUCCUGGAAUUUCAUGAACUCUUUUGUUUAUUGCUUGACGUUAAUUACAACUGUUGGAUACGGUCACAUAUCUCCAAAGACGACGUACGGGCGCGCCGCCACCAUAGUCUACGCUAUCGUUGGAAUCCCACUCUUCCUUAUAGUCCUGGCUGAUUUCGGUAAACUCUUCACUAGGAUCAUCAAGUUCUUCUGGGCGUUCAUAAGGAGGUUCUAUUAUACGAGAAGCUGCAGGAAGGUCAGAAGAACAGCGCCAGUACAGGAAGUAAUGAAAGGACUGAACAUCGUCUACGACGUCGUAAGAAGACCUUCUCAGAUCUUCUCAGAAGAGGAAUUGGAAGUUAAAACAGGAGAGACUCCUCCUGUAGUUCAGAGAAAACCAAGUGAUGUCCCUCCGCCCCUUCCCCCUAAACCUGGCCAAGUUGUCCAAAUCAAAGAUAUAGAAAACGAAACGGAUCCUGACACACCAGCGCCUUCAUUGUAUGAAAUAGAUGAUGAGUUCAACCUGCCAAUUUCAGUAGCCAUCUUUAUUCUAGUCGUGUAUUUAAUUAUAGGUGCCGUCGGCUACAACAUGUGGGAAACUUGGAGUUUCUUCGAGUCAUUUUAUUUUGUAUUCAUAUCAAUGUCUACCAUAGGACUUGGCGAUUUAGUUCCUGAUCAUCCAAUGUUCAUGAUGGCUUCCAUUUUCUAUUUAGUCUUUGGAUUGGCUUUAACAUCUAUGUGCAUUAAUGUCGUGCAAGUUAAAUUGUCAAAUACAUUUAAGCAGGCCAGUGCUAAGUUAGGAGCGACUAUAGGUUUGAAAGUUUCUGAAGAUGACGGUAGCUUAGUGCCGAUGACUCCACCGCCGACUGAAAUAGUUCCGGUUCACAAACCUAGGAAUGACACAGAAGAUAAAAAUAAAGAAAGUAAAGUAAAAGAUGAAAAUGAUGAUCCAAAAAAUAGAUAAGGUUCUUAAGUUUUUUUGAUGCAGGCAGAAAAACAAAAUACUUAAGGUAACACAUUAUUUGUACCAUUUAUAAAUGUACGACUAAUUGACAAGAUAGAUAUAGUAAAGUGAUAACGUUAUGCUAGUCAUUGAUUUAGUGAGUAAUUUUUGUACGAUUGUGAUAAAAUUGUGUUUGAGAUGAGAUAAAUAAUGUUUUCAUAUUGAAUAUUUCGCUUUACGGCUGUAUAUGACUAUUCUUCAGUUUAUGGGCAAUAAAGAUAAUUUGUAUUGUAUUCGUAUUACGUUGUAUUUGUAUUAUGUUCUACAGCUGAAAUUCGAUUUUUAAUGGGAAUAAUGUAAUAAAAGAGCAGAGUCACUUACACGGGCAUAAAUAUAUCGAGUUUUUUUAAUGCUGACUCCAUCAAAUCGUGCAUUCAUAAUCGGAGCGUAACAAUGUGGUAAAAUUGACGAAGUGUCAUAAAUUAUUGACUAAAAUAUAGUGAAUUCAUCAGAGCCUACAAUUUAGUAGAAGAAAUUUUUAAAGUUUUUCUGCCUGUCAUAGAAUUAAACUUCAUAGUUUAGUAGUGAAUUGGUGCUAAUUAUAUAACCUCGCGUUAUAGGUGAUAUUGUUACUAAUUUUAUGGAAAUUAUGUUUUCUACUUUUAUCGUU
Amyelois transitella is the source of this 4145-nucleotide messenger RNA. RefSeq names its product muscle M-line assembly protein unc-89. Gene Ontology annotation, molecular function: potassium ion leak channel activity. The record is from RefSeq and is a predicted model, not a curated record. Gene Ontology annotation, biological process: potassium ion transmembrane transport; stabilization of membrane potential. The transcript has 5 exons. Lineage: Eukaryota; Metazoa; Arthropoda; Insecta; Lepidoptera; Pyralidae. The coding region runs from base 278 to 3496 and encodes 1072 amino acids. Gene Ontology annotation, cellular component: membrane.